CCAUUCUUAACUAGAUUUCUUGGAUUGUUUAAAGUCAAAUAGAUUUCAUCUUUGAAAAUUGUGAUCGCUGUCAAUUUGUUUGGUUUUUUCAACUAUGUACUAUGCUUACCGAGCUUUUUGUCCCUCAAGGCGAGUCUGUUGUGGUAACUUUUGUAGCAGUUCUGAACAAAACGCACAACUCAUACAGGCACUCUUGAACCACUCAAGAAGUGCGGCUGCAGCUCUAGAAAGAGCGAAGAGGUUACUGAAAUAUGAUAAUAUGCACAAGAGAUUGGACCAAAUGGAAACAGAACUGAAGAGUUUUGAAGCAACAGAAACGAAUUUGAAGAGUCGAAUCAAGCUAUCACGAGAAUAUGCUCAGCUAUCGAAGAAACUGGAAUCCAUAGACUCCUGUUCAAAGGAUCUCGAAGAUUACCAUAACCUCGGUCUCAUAAUGGAGCAAGAAAAGGACUCGUCGGGUCUAAAGGAAAUCUUAGAGGAAAUGUUGUCAUUGAAAAGUCGUGCAGAAGACAUUGAGCGACAGGCGAUCGUUGGAGAAGACGGAGUUCACAAAGGUGCGUACUUGGAGUUGCAUUCAGGAGCAGGAGGAGUUGAAAGUAUGGACUGGUGUUCUAUACUAUUUCGAAUGUAUACCCGCUGGGCGGAACAGCACUCAUAUAUUGUGGAUAUUGUUGAUGAGAAUAAAGGAGAGGUGGCGGGUAUUCGUUCAGGAAUGUUGAAGAUUGACGGCGGUGAUGGAUGUGCUUUUGGUUGGUUGAGAAAAGAAGCAGGCGUUCAUAGACUGGUUCGCAUUUCGCCAUUUGAUUCUGGAGGUCGUAGACAUACUUCUUUUGUUGCAGUUUCUGUCAUUCCUGAUGUUGGUGAAGAUGUGAAGGAGAAUCUGAUAGAACCGGGCUCGCUGAAGAUCGACACAUUUCGCGCUUCUGGUUCUGGAGGUCAACAUGUCAAUAAAACCGAAAGUGCGAUUCGCAUUGUUCAUAUUCCAACGGGCAUUACAGUCCAGUGCCAGUCAGAGCGUUCGCAGUAUCAAAAUAAACUAACUGCUUUAAAGGUGUUAGAGUCAAAGCUACAGUACCUAGAGCAGUUGAAAAGAGAAGAAGAAAUUAAUAAUAUAUCGGAGCGUUCAAAGGAUGCACAGUUUGGAAAUCAAAUUCGAUCGUACGUUAUGGCACCUUAUCAGUUAGUGAAAGAUAUGCGUACAGGCUUUGAACAUCGAAAUCCUGAAAAAGUAUUGAAUGGAGAAGCGUUAGAUGACUUUUUAGUGUCCUGUCUUUCAUGGGAAAAGCAACUCAAAGAAGAAAACGAAUGAUUGAAUCGUUAGAUUUAACACGACUCUAGAAAUAUUACAAAUGUUUCUUAUUUAGGUUUGUAUAUUUCUCGACUUAUUUUCUAGGCGUUAUAAGACUUUCAAAAUUAAAGAAUUCAUUUCAGAUAUUUCUUGUAGGAAUUUGCCGGUUCAAGACGAGUCCUAUUUAUUAAUUGUUAUUCACACCAUAAACAGCUCGAAUAAGAA
Messenger RNA from Galdieria sulphuraria, 1513 nucleotides. Its product is annotated as peptide chain release factor RF-2. The record is from RefSeq and is a predicted model, not a curated record. The transcript is spliced from 9 exons. Gene Ontology annotation, molecular function: translation release factor activity, codon specific. Gene Ontology annotation, biological process: translational termination. The coding region runs from base 95 to 1309 and encodes 404 amino acids. Lineage: Eukaryota; Rhodophyta; Bangiophyceae; Galdieriales; Galdieriaceae. Gene Ontology annotation, cellular component: cytoplasm.